Molecule: messenger RNA, 1205 nt
Organism: Corticium candelabrum
Lineage: Eukaryota; Metazoa; Porifera; Homoscleromorpha; Homosclerophorida; Plakinidae
Product: syntaxin-7-like
Exons: 11
Coding region: 87-1001 (304 amino acids)
Biological process (GO): vesicle fusion; vesicle-mediated transport; intracellular protein transport
Cellular component (GO): membrane; endomembrane system; SNARE complex
Molecular function (GO): SNAP receptor activity; SNARE binding
Source: RefSeq, a predicted model, not a curated record
CAUUUCAUGACGUCAGGGUAACUAACUUGUGUAAUCUGUCAGUCUGUGCUGUCCCUGAAACGUUUUGAAGCGUGCCACCAAGAGAGAUGUCACGACGUGGUGAUUUCGACUCUUUGAAUUACGGAUCGACUGCGCGAGGCGCCCCUCAGAGGGACAAAGUUCAUCUCGACGGAUUUACAUCGUCCGAUGGCGAAGGAUAUCAAUUGUCUGGCGAGGCUAACGAUUUUGACUCUCAGUGUCAGGAGUUGAGUAAUGCCAUUCAAUCAAUUUCCAGAAACACUUCACAGAUGGAGCGAUUAGUGAGACAACUUGGAACGCCAAGUGAUGCACCGGGACUAAGGAGGAGACUGGUUGAUUUAAGAUCGAGUGUCAAAGAGGAGGUAUCAGACACUGCUCAAACGUUGAAGAGAUUAGAAGAAACAGCACGUGGACCCGGCCGUAGACACGAACGACUGCGUAUUGAGAGGUUGAAAAGCGAAUAUUAUGAUACGACAAAACGGUAUCGAAACCUUCUCAAGGAAAUGAUGGCGGCCGAGCGAAGUCCUGCUGCAGUACUCGCAGUAGAAGCACAUGCACCGAGAAUGAGCAAGAAAAUAACAACUACGUAUGACGCAUAUGAUGAUAAUCAGGGUCUACUGGAAGCAAAUAGACAACGUGAAGUUGAAGUCGAGCAGUUGCUACGACAGGACGAUGACAUUGAGUUCCAGCAAGCAUUAAUAGAAGAACGAGAGGAAAAUAUCAAGAAAAUUGAGACAGAGAUCUUGGAAAUUAAUGAAAUAUUUAGAGAUAUUGGGACAUUGGUUCACGAACAAGGAGAACAGAUUGAUUUGAUUGAAGCCAAUAUUACAACGACUAAAACUAGAGUCGAAGAAGGAAACCAACAACUGAAAUCGGCUGCUAAACAUCAGAAAAGUGCACGAACAAAGAUGUGCAUCCUUCUUAUCAUCAUCAUCAUCAUAGCUGCAAUCGUAGCAACAAUUGUUGCAGUCGAGGUGAAAUAGUAGCACCACACACGAAAUAAAAAGAUUUCAAUUAACCUCCACUGUACAGUUUCGAUCACUAUAUCAAUUUUGUAUUGACUAUACAUUGGAUUUGUAUAGCAGUCUGUCAUGUUAUGUGUACGUUGAACACUUUGCAUGUUAUCAGCUGGUAUGCUAGAUUGCUUGGUGUUUGCACUUGUCUAAAUGUAUUACUGAUUAAAUGAA